AUGUUACAAUCAUCAGCAAACACCACCACCGAUGAUCAACACAAUGAUCAACAACAAGAUAAAGAUUCAGAAGAACCAUUUUUUAUUGAUGAUCAAUAUUCCCAAGCAUUGAAAAAUGGUCAAGAAGAGGAAGAAGACAAACCCGAACAUUUAAUAGUAUUUAAUUAUGAUAAACUUCUUUCCGAUACUAGUAAAAUGUAUCAAUUGAAGAAUUAUUAUGUGGGCGCCUCGAAUGGAUUUAUUAGAUUGUAUACUGCUGAGGGACAUCGUUAUUGGUUGGCUCAAGCAAUGUGUCAGCAUAGAGCUCCAGAUAUGAAAGUACAUUUCUCAGUGCAUUUGGAUGAUUUACCAAAGGCAUUUGAGUUGCUAGCUCAACAUUUUUAUUUGAGUAGAUGUAAAUUUGGAAUGAAAGCAUACAUGUUGAAAGAUUGGGCUCAUAGAAGAGCUCAACAACAGGAUGAUGUACUUUCUGUUGAGGAAGAGGAUAUAUUGACCGAUUUGAGUGUGGAAAAGAAUAGUGUAGAAUCAUCAAUUUUGCUGAAUGUUAAUCAGAAUUCUGAUUCAACAUCUGAUAUUUCCAAUAUUUCAAUUGAUAGUGGAUGGCCAGAACAUAUGCAAGGAAGAGAAAUUACUGUUUACAUUUACAGAUAUUAUGAUUUGGAAAAGUACAAGACUAUUCGUGAAUAUGGAGAAGGAGGUCUCUAUAAGGAAUUUUCCAUUGAUGAUACUUUAUGUAGAUAUCGUAGACGUGAUUUGAGCGAAUAUCGUCAUGGAAAUCCAUUCGAAAUGUUCGAUUUACAAAAGAAACAUGAGGAACAGUUGGUAUUUUACAGAAAAUGGAUUCAAGCUGCUGAGGAAAUUUUAGAAUAUCACAAUAUCAGAAAUAAUGGAUGUGCAUUUGGUGAUUUGAAUUUGGGUGGUAAAUAUGCCUCAUUUAGAAAUGAAACAUUUGUGCCUCUUCGUUCCAGAGAGAAGGAAGUAUUGGAAAAUCAAAAAGACAAGCAAUCAUUCUCUGUGGAUGACUUGUUUGUUUAUCCUUUGAAUGAAAAUGGAUGGAAUGCAAGUGGACAUCCUGAUGCCAAUCUAAUUUAUGAAGCUCUCAGAUUUAAUCAAGUCAAACUCUACGACUAUGUCAAAUGGUUUAACUUGGAUUUGUAA
Messenger RNA from Naegleria gruberi, 1158 nucleotides. RefSeq lists its product as uncharacterized. The record is from RefSeq and is a predicted model, not a curated record. The coding region runs from base 1 to 1158 and encodes 385 amino acids. NCBI's taxonomy places the organism in Eukaryota, Heterolobosea, Eutetramitea, Acrasida, Naegleriidae. The transcript has 3 exons.